Nycticebus coucang (slow loris) is the source of this 999-nucleotide messenger RNA. It is a transcript of the gene FNDC11, whose product is annotated as fibronectin type III domain containing 11. The record is from RefSeq and is a predicted model, not a curated record. Lineage: Eukaryota; Metazoa; Chordata; Mammalia; Primates; Lorisidae. The coding region runs from base 1 to 999 and encodes 332 amino acids. Gene Ontology annotation, molecular function: protein binding. The transcript has a single exon.
AUGAGCUUCCAGGCGAUAGGCCUAGGCCUAGAUGAGACGAAGCUGGACAGUCCCCAGUCCUUCCCAGACCAGGAGGAGACUGAGGAGGCCGAGGACCAGCAGCUGCUGGAGCCAGGGGCUUGGAGGACCUAUGCAAGCCGGCGCAAUGCCCUUCGAGAGUUCCUGGCUGCAGACCUGAGCCCCCACCUGCUCAAACGUCACCAUGCCCGCAUGCAGCUGCUCAGGAAAUGUUCCUACUACAUUGAAGUCCUCCCCAAGCAUUUGGCCCUGGGCGACCAGAACCCCCUGGUGCUGCCCAACACCAUGUUCCAGCUGAUCGACCCCUGGAAGUUCCAGCGUAUGAAGAAGGUGGGCACAGCACAGACCAAGAUCCAGCUCCUGCUGCUGGGGGACCUGCUAGAGCAGCUGGAUCGUGGCCGUGCUGAGCUGGAUGCCCUGCUUGAGUCCCCAGACCCGCGGCCCUUCCUGGCAGGCUGGGGGAGAGUGGAGGAGCGGCUGGCAGAUCUGUCGGCUGUCAUGGACAACUUCCUGGCCAUGAUGGUGCCAGGACGCCUACACGUCAAGCACCGCCUGGUGUCUGACGUUGGUGCCACCAAGAUCCCACACAUCCGGCUCAUGCUGAGCACGAAGAUGCCCGUCAUGUUCGACCGUAAGGAGUCAGUGGCCCACCAGGACGGGGUCAGUCUGCGCUGGUUCGUCACCGUCCAGCCACCGGUGCCGGAGCCAUUUGAGCUGCGCUUUAAGCUGCUGGACCCGCGGACGCAGCAGGAAUGCGCACAGCGCGGCGUCAUCCCAGUGGCCGCCUGCACCUUCGAUGUCCGAAACCUGCUGCCCAGCCGCUCCUACAAGUUCACCAUCAAGAGGGCGGAGAGCUACACACUGGUGUAUGAGCCCUGGCGGGACAGCCUGACCCUGCAGACCAAGCCGGGGCCCAGCAUAGGGCCCACACCCCAUUGGCUAGACAAGCCCAGCCCACCCCCGCCCAACUGCACCUUCUGA